Aspergillus pseudonomiae is the source of this 682-nucleotide messenger RNA. RefSeq lists its product as uncharacterized. Lineage: Eukaryota; Fungi; Ascomycota; Eurotiomycetes; Eurotiales; Aspergillaceae. The transcript has a single exon. The coding region runs from base 169 to 519 and encodes 116 amino acids. The record is from RefSeq and is a predicted model, not a curated record.
UCAGGUAAUCGUGUCUAGCACUAUCAGUCGAGAAGUCUGGUUUGCUUGGUGACGCAUCGCGCUGAGAGGCCCUUGAUGCCGACGUCAAGCCCACAUGGUCGGAGCCAGCAGAAGGGAACCUUCAAAAUCUGGUUCAGUCCUCAUGGCUGACUGACUGGGGUUGCCGGAAUGAGAAACCAACCCGAGGAUUUUUUCCAAACCCUAAUAAAGACAGAAAGAAUAUUCGCCCGGGCGAGUUCCAGCUGGGGGCGGUCUUUGGUUCCAACGUGCUUGGCAACUGGUGUCAGCUUUCUAGAAAGCCGAUUCCCCGAACUCGGGCAUGGGACGCUUUUGCAUGACAAACCUAGAUCAGUGAGCUUGGUAAUCACUGCCCAGCCGAGUCCGUGGAUACAUCAACUCGAUUUAUCGACAAUUGUCUGUGUAUACGGAGUACUGAUCCUCUUGCGUUCGGCAAUUGAUGAAGCAUAUUUGAUCUACCGUGUUGGUCGUACAGAACUUUGUAGUAGGGACGAGGCAUAGACUCCUCAGUCAACUGGCGUUGGUUGACCGUAUUCGGUCACGAUUGCGCAAUAUGAAAUGGCCGUGUUGACGGCUAACUGUACGGAGUUUAGUACCAGUAGUGGUCCCUUGCUAUCGCCCAAACAGGAAUCAAUCCGCCAAGUUCGUAUAUAAACUCUCCGGC